AUGUUGAGAAAUUCUCUUUGUAGAGCCAGCUCGCAGCUGCUUCGCGGCGCCCGAGUAUCGCCCGUCAUCUCCUCGCUUUCGGCUGCUUGCGCUCGUCCUUCAUCAUGGAACGUCACGGCCGCUCGCCGCUCCCUGACCCUCGCGUCUCGUCGCACCUAUGCUACGACGGAUGCCUCCCACUCGGCCCCCGACCCCAACGACAACUUCCUUACCGGCAGCACUGCUAAUUACAUUGAUGAAAUGUACAUGCAGUGGAAAAAGGAUCCCAAGAGUGUCCACGUCUCCUGGCAGAUAUAUUUCAAGAACAUGGAGAGUGGCGACAUGCCCAUUUCCCAGGCCUUCCAGCCUCCUCCCAAUCUUGUGCCCAACAUGACCGGCGGUGUCCCUCGCCUUGGUGAUGGUCUUGUUAUGGAGGAUGGCUCCGAUGUCACCAAUCACUUGAUGGUUCAGCUUCUCGUGCGUGCCUACCAGGCUCGUGGUCACCACAAGGCCAACAUCGACCCUCUUGGCAUCAGAAACACCGCCGAAGGUUUCGGUAACAUCAAACCUAAGGAGUUGACUCUCGAUUUCUACGGCUUCACCGAGAAGGAUCUGGAUACUGAAUAUACCCUGGGCCCUGGUAUUUUGCCCCGCUUCAAGCGCGAAGGCCGCGAAAAGAUGACCCUGCGCGAAAUUGUUGCUGCCUGCGAAAAGAUUUACUCUGGCUCAUACGGCGUCGAGUUUAUCCAUAUCCCCGAUCGUGAAAAGUGCGACUGGCUCCGCGAGCGCCUCGAGGUACCUCAGCCCUUCAAAUUCUCCAUUGAUGAGAAGCGCCGUAUCCUCGACCGGCUCAUCUGGAGUUCCAGUUUCGAAUCCUUCCUCAUGACCAAAUACCCCAACGACAAGCGUUUCGGUCUCGAGGGCUGCGAGACCCUUGUUCCCGGUAUGAAGGCCCUCAUAGAUCGCAGUGUUGACUACGGCGUCAAGGACAUCGUUAUUGGUAUGCCCCAUAGAGGCCGUCUUAACGUCCUCUCCAAUGUCGUCCGCAAGCCCAACGAGUCAAUUUUCAGCGAGUUUGGCGGUACUGAUACCGCCGAGGAGGGCUCUGGCGACGUCAAGUACCAUCUCGGUAUGAACUUUGAGCGUCCUACUCCUUCCGGCAAGCGUGUCCAGCUUUCUCUCGUCGCCAAUCCCUCCCACUUGGAGGCUGAGGACCCUGUCGUCCUGGGCAAAACCCGUGCCAUCCAGCACUACAACAACGACGAGAAGUCCCACCGAACUGCCAUGAGCGUUCUCCUGCACGGUGAUGCCGCCUUCGCUGCCCAGGGUAUUGUUUAUGAAUGUCUGGGAUUUCAUUCUCUGCCUGCCUUCUCUACGGGGGGUACAAUUCACCUGGUUGUUAACAACCAGAUUGGUUUCACAACCGAUCCCCGUUUCGCUCGCUCUACUGCUUACUGCACGGACAUCGCCAAAGCCAUUGAUGCCCCAGUCUUCCACGUCAAUGCUGAUGAUGUCGAGGCUGUUAACUUCGUCUGCCAGCUCGCUGCUGAUUGGCGCGCCGAGUUCCAGCAUGAUGUCGUGAUUGACUUGAUCUGCUACCGCAAGCACGGCCACAAUGAGACUGAUCAGCCCUCGUUCACCCAACCUCUCAUGUAUAAGCGCAUCAACUCUCAGGUUCCCCAGAUUGAUGUUUACGUUGACAAGUUGCUAAAGGAAGGCACUUUCACCAAGGAGGAUAUCGACGAGCACAAGCAGUGGGUCUGGGGCAUGCUCGAAGAGAGCUUCGCUAAGUCCAAGGACUAUACCGCCACGUCCAAGGAAUGGACCACCUCUGCCUGGAACGGCUUCAAGUCUCCCAAGGAGCUGGCCACUGAGAUCCUUCCUCACAAUCCCACAAACGUUGACAAGAAGACUAUCGAGCAUAUUGGUGAGGUUAUUGGAUCUGCUCCCGAAGGUUUCACCGUCCACCGCAACCUUAAGCGUAUUCUCAACAAUCGUACCAAGUCGGUCGUCGAGGGUAAGAACAUUGACUUCCCCACUGCUGAGGCCCUGGCAUUCGGCUCUCUCGUGACCGACGGUUACCAUGUCCGUGUUUCCGGCCAGGAUGUUGAGCGUGGCACUUUCUCCCAGCGCCACGCCGUCUUCCACGACCAAGAGAACGAGGCUACGUACACGCCUCUUCAGCACAUCAGCAAGGACCAGGGCAAGUUUGUUAUCGCCAACUCGUCCCUGAGUGAGUUUGGUGCUCUUGGUUUCGAGUAUGGCUACUCCCUGUCAUCUCCCAACGCCCUCGUCAUGUGGGAGGCCCAGUUUGGUGACUUUGCCAACAACGCCCAGUGCAUCAUCGACCAGUUCGUCGCUUCUGGUGAGGUCAAAUGGAUGCAGCGCAGCGGUAUCGUCAUGUCUCUGCCUCACGGUUACGACGGACAGGGACCCGAGCACUCCUCUGCUCGUAUCGAGCGCUACCUUCAGCUGUCCAACGAGGAUCCGCGUGUCUUCCCUGCCAAGGACAAGCUCGCUCGCCAGCACCAGGACUGCAACAUGCAGAUCGCUUACAUGACUACUCCUGCGAACUUGUUCCACGUUCUGCGUCGCCAGAUGGAGCGCCAGUUCCGCAAGCCCCUCAUCAUCUUCUUUUCCAAGUCUCUCCUCCGCCAUCCUCUCGCUCGGUCGAGCCUGGAAGAGUUCACUGCCGAGGAUGCUGGUUUUCAAUGGAUUAUUCCGGACCCCGAGCACCAGACUGGCGCCAUCAAAUCUCCCGAGGAGAUUGAUCGCGUCAUUCUCUGCACUGGUCAGGUCUGGGCUGCGCUGCACAAGUACCGUGCUGAUAACAAGAUUGAUAAUGUUGCCUUCACCCGCAUCGAGCAGCUGAACCCCUUCCCCUGGCAACAGCUAAAGGAGAACCUCGACAUGUACCCCAACGCCAAAACCAUCGUCUGGGCUCAGGAGGAGCCCCUUAACGCCGGUGCCUGGAGCUUCACCCAACCUCGUAUUGAGACCCUGCUCAACCAGACCAAGUACCACGACCGCAAACACGUCAUGUAUGCUGGCCGUAGCCCCAGCGCAUCCGUUGCUACUGGUUUGAAACACGUCCACAGUAAGGAAGAGAAGGAGUUGCUCGAGAUGGCCUUUACUGUCAAGCAGGACAAGCUCAAGGGCGAAUGA
Messenger RNA from Beauveria bassiana ARSEF 2860, 3144 nucleotides. RefSeq names its product oxoglutarate dehydrogenase. Gene Ontology annotation, cellular component: mitochondrion; oxoglutarate dehydrogenase complex. The transcript has 2 exons. NCBI's taxonomy places the organism in Eukaryota, Fungi, Ascomycota, Sordariomycetes, Hypocreales, Cordycipitaceae. Gene Ontology annotation, biological process: tricarboxylic acid cycle. Bases 1 to 3144 code for a protein of 1047 amino acids. The record is from RefSeq and is a predicted model, not a curated record. Gene Ontology annotation, molecular function: thiamine pyrophosphate binding; oxoglutarate dehydrogenase (succinyl-transferring) activity.